AUGUCCUGGAGUUUCCACGGGAAAACCCAGCUAGGGGGACUGCUCCUUUCUCUCCUUGGCUGCGUCUGCUUAUGCAUCACCACCAUCCUUCCCCAGUGGAAGACUCUCAGUCUGGAGCUGAACGAAAUGGAGACCUGGACCAUGGGGCUUUGGGAGGUCUGCGUGGAUCAGGAGGAAGUCGCCACCGUGUGUAAGGCCUUUGAGUCCUUCCUGUCUCUGCCCCGGGAGCUCCAGGCAUCCCGCAUCCUCAUGGUGGCCUCCCAUGGGCUUGGACUUGUGGGGCUUCUGCUCUCUGGCUUUGGGGCCGAAUUCUUCCAGUUUCACAGGAUCAGACGAGUGCUUAAAAGGAGGUUUUGCCUCCUGGGAGGGACUUUGGAGGCAUCAGCUGCAGCCACUACCCUCCUUCCAGUCUCCUGGGUGGCCUACACCACAAUCCAAGACUUCUGGGAUGACAGCAUCCCUGAAAUUGUGCCUCGGUGGGAGUUUGGAGAUGCCCUCUACCUGGGCUGGGCUGCUGGUGUUUUCCUGGCCCUUGGUGGAUUACUCCUCAUCUUCUCAGCCUACCUGGGAAAAGAAGAUGUGUCUUCUCCCCACAUGGCUGUUUCUACAACUGCCCCGCCAUCUCCAGCACAGGUAUCUGAUGGCUCCUUCUACCUGAUGCCAAGACCUGGGACCCCGUUCACCUAG
Molecule: messenger RNA, 687 nt
Organism: Odocoileus virginianus texanus
Lineage: Eukaryota; Metazoa; Chordata; Mammalia; Artiodactyla; Cervidae
Gene: CLDN25
Product: claudin 25
Biological process (GO): bicellular tight junction assembly; cell adhesion
Cellular component (GO): plasma membrane; bicellular tight junction
Molecular function (GO): structural molecule activity
Source: RefSeq, a predicted model, not a curated record